CCGCUUUGCCGUAGAUGUUUUCUACAGGUUCUUUAUACAAAGUUGACGACUCAAGUAACCAGUAACCCACUUAAAUGCGAGGGGAGCUUUUUGUACCACCUCUCAAUCAAAGCGCGGGGCAACACGAGUCAGGUAAAUAAGAGUGUUGUCAAGGAGACGUAAGCCUGCGACGCUAGCAGCGACAUAGCUCGCGUGCGGAAAAGAUUAAAAAGACUUGUUUUGCCACGCCGGGGUGGAUUUUUUUUCGUGGCAUGGCCGAGCUGCACAUCAUAGGCCAGCUGGUUGGUGCCACGGGAUUCCCUCAUAACCGUCUCUUUUGCAAAUGGGGGGUUCAUACGGGCGGAGCGUGGCGUCUUCUCUCCGGCUUGAAGCAGGGUCAAACUCAAGUGGACAGCCCUCAGACGGGAGACAUGGCGUACUGGUGCCACCCUAUUGACCUGCAUUACACUACCAAGGGACUCCAAGGUUGGCCCAAGAUCCACCUCCAGGUGUGGCACCAGGACUCUUUCGGUCGGUGCGAGUUGUUCGGAUACGGCUACUGCCACGUCCCCUCCAGCCCGGGACACCAUCGAGUCAGCUGUUGCACGUGGAGGCCCCUCGGCUCCUGGCAGGAGGAGCUAUCGCGAACGUUUGUAGGCGGUGGACCGCAGCUCAAGAGCCCGGAUCUCAUCUACAGCGGGGCGGACAGAUACAGGCUACACACCGCGGCCAUGGGCACCGUAGAGCUGGAGCUCGGCAUCAUCAUGAGACACUUUGACAAAUAUGGCGUCGAGAAUUGACACCAAAAUGACUCGCAUGCUUUUAUGUCCUUUUUUUUAAUUUUUUUAUUAUUAUUUUUUUUUUUU
Molecule: messenger RNA, 845 nt
Organism: Phyllopteryx taeniolatus (common seadragon)
Lineage: Eukaryota; Metazoa; Chordata; Actinopteri; Syngnathiformes; Syngnathidae
Gene: b9d2
Product: B9 domain containing 2
Exons: 1
Coding region: 252-779 (175 amino acids)
Biological process (GO): cilium assembly
Cellular component (GO): MKS complex
Source: RefSeq, a predicted model, not a curated record